AUAAGCAAAGGUGUAGUUAAGACGAGCUCAAGCCACCAGUGAGUUGUGUUUAUCGUUUGCCAAUUACACCUGUUCUCUUCUCGGUUGCUUUUUGGCGUUUUCUCUUUGCCUUCUCCUAUAUAACAAAACCAGAUCACCAAUACAGAAAAUGGGUUCGCUGUUAAGUUCUUCAAUCAAGAUGAGCAAGCAAGAACUUGAUGCUGCGCUUAAAAAGGCCAAGGAACUCGCCUCCUCUGCUCCUGUCGUUGUUUUCAGCAAAACCUACUGUGGCUAUUGCAAUAGGGUGAAGCAGCUGCUGACACAGGUAGGAGCAACUUACAAAGUCGUUGAGCUGGAUGAGAUAAGUGAUGGAUCUCAACUUCAAUCAGCACUAGCACAGUGGACUGGGCGAGGGACAGUGCCUAAUGUGUUCAUCGGAGGGAAAAACAUUGGUGGUUGCGACACCGUUGUGGAGAAGCACCAACGCAACGAACUCUUGCCUCUUCUCCAAGAUGCUGCUGCCACAGCUAAAAACUCUGCCCAGCUUUGAUUAUAUAUCGAAGACUUGAUGAAUCUUGUACUAAAAGUUGAAAAAAUGUUUCCCGUAUUACCAAUGUACCUGAAUUCCAAUCGUGCACCAAACUAAACGAGGUGUUAACAUCAAUAAUGUUGGUAUUUUUAUC
This is a messenger RNA of Populus nigra (black poplar), 662 nucleotides long. RefSeq names its product glutaredoxin-C1. Gene Ontology annotation, biological process: cellular response to oxidative stress. Lineage: Eukaryota; Viridiplantae; Streptophyta; Magnoliopsida; Malpighiales; Salicaceae. Gene Ontology annotation, molecular function: glutathione disulfide oxidoreductase activity. Gene Ontology annotation, cellular component: cytoplasm. The record is from RefSeq and is a predicted model, not a curated record. The transcript is spliced from 4 exons. Bases 149 to 529 code for a protein of 126 amino acids.